Molecule: messenger RNA, 4292 nt
Organism: Mesocricetus auratus (golden hamster)
Lineage: Eukaryota; Metazoa; Chordata; Mammalia; Rodentia; Cricetidae
Gene: Casp9
Product: caspase 9
Exons: 9
Coding region: 132-1493 (453 amino acids)
Biological process (GO): proteolysis; apoptotic process; intrinsic apoptotic signaling pathway in response to DNA damage
Cellular component (GO): cytoplasm
Source: RefSeq, a predicted model, not a curated record
GACUGGCGGCCUGCAGGGCCUCCAUCGGGCGGGAUCCCUUGCCAGGGCGAUGUGGGGGCGUGGCGUGGGCGUCGGGGCGGGAUCCGAGAGCCGGAAGCGAACGGAACUCGGGGUCCUGCAAUCGGCUGGCCAUGGACGAAGCUGACCGACAGCUCCUGCGGCGAUGUCGGGUCCGCCUGGUGAGCGAGCUGCAGGUCGCUGAGCUCUGGGACGCUCUGCUGAGUAGGGAACUCUUUUCGCGGGACAUGAUCGAGGACAUCCAGAGGGCAGGCUCUGGGUCACGGCGGGAUCAGGCCAGGCAACUGGUCACAGAUCUUGAGACCCGAGGGAGGCAGGCCCUUCCUCUCUUCAUCUCCUGCUUAGAGGACACAGGCCAAGACACCUUGGCUUCAUUCUUGCGACGUGGUCGGCAGGCAGCAGAGCAGCGUCCACAGACUGUUAACCCCCUGGGCCACCUGGUGCCCGUGGCCCUGGGACCAAUGGGAAUCAUACCAAAGGAGCAGAAAGCAGUGACGUCGGACCCAUCGCAGCCUGCCCUGGGAAACCUCGCCCCAGUAGUGCUGGGGCCGGAAGAGGUCCGGCCUGCUCAGCUCAGGCCAGAGGUUCUGAGACCAGAGACACCCAGGCCAGUGGACAUCAGUUCUGGCAGCAGCCAUGAUGUCUGUGCAGCAGAGAAGAUCAAGGGUCGUGCAGAUAUGGCAUACAUCCUGGAUGCAGACCCCUGUGGCUACUGCCUCAUCAUCAACAAUGUGAACUUCUGCCCUUCCUCGGGGCUCAGCACACGCGCUGGCUCCAACGUGGACUGCGAGAAGCUUCAGCUCCGCUUCUGCUGGCUGCACUUCAGGGUGGAGGUGAAGAAUGACCUGACUGCCAAGAAAAUGGUUGCGGCUUUGGUGGAGAUGGCAGGACGGGACCACCGUGCCCUGGACUGCUUUGUGGUGGUCAUCCUCUCUCAUGGCUGCCAGGCCAGCCACCUGCAGUUCCCAGGUGCCGUCUAUGGCACAGAUGGAUGCUCCGUGUCCAUCGAGAAAAUUGUGAACAUCUUCAACGGGGCUGGCUGUCCUAGCCUGGGAGGGAAGCCGAAGUUGUUCUUCAUUCAGGCCUGUGGUGGCGAGCAGAAAGACCAUGGCUUUGAGGUGGCCUGCACUUCCUCUCAAGGCAGAGCCUUAGACAGUGACUCUGAGCCAGAUGCUGUCCCAUACCAGGAAGGCCCAAGGACCUUUGACCAGCUGGAUGCCGUGUCAAGUUUGCCCACCCCUAGUGACAUCCUUGUAUCCUAUUCCACCUUCCCAGGUUUUGUCUCCUGGAGAAACAAGGAGAGUGGAUCCUGGUACAUAGAGACCUUGGAUGGUAUCCUGGAGCAGUGGGCUCGCUCUGAAGACCUGCUGUCCCUCCUUCUCAGGGUCGCCAAUGCUGUUUCUGAGAAAGGGAUUUAUAAACAGAUUCCUGGCUGUUUUAACUUCCUCCGGAAAAAGCUGUUUUUUAAAACUUAAUGAGACUGGGGCUGCUCAUUGCCUGAAUGUUCCCCUAAACCUUCAUGGCCUGGAGGUGACUGAGGCCGGACUGUCCUGCAAAGCCAGGGUUUUGGAACUGUGGCAGGCCUCUCCCUUCCCUCCUUUGGAAGACAAGCUCCUAACAGCUUCCAGGUCCCUUGAAGAUCAAGAGUCAGAGAAGUCAAGGGAGAGGGACAGAGUGCUGUCAUUGUCACCCUGUCUCUUCAGCUGUGGUUAAGGACUGUGGCCUGUGACCCCAAGGUCCUCUCUAGUGCAGGGCUCCUCUGCCUCUGCACUGCUGAUGUGGGGUUGUAUACUCCUGUCAUGGGACUGUCCUGUGUAUCGUAGGGUGUUUUGAGCCAUCUCUGCUGGCUGCCACGAGCACCCUUCCUGAGUUCUACCAACCAGAAAUGUCUUCAGACAUUGUCACAUGUGCCCUUGGGGACAUAACACCCCCACUGGAGGAGCACUGUCCACAGGGGUCUGUGGCUCAGAGUGUCCAGCAUCUCCUUCCCAGACCCACAGUCCAGCUGGCCCAGUGUGAACACUUGGAUCUGUGAGUCUGGUCCAAGUUUCUUCCUUUAGCACAUAAUUUGUUCUUAAAAAAAAAAAAAACAAAAGAAUCUUAGGCCAAAGGACUUUCCUUUGCCUGUGUCAUCCCCAUUCCUGUUCCCUGUUCUUCCCUACAAAGGAGACAGUUUUGGUUUUUUUUUCUGAGCAUUUCUCCAAGUCUUCUAAGAUAUCUGCCUGAGCCCAGGUGGUAACUUACGGGCAGGAGCCAGGAGUCCCCAUGGAUCUCAUCUCUUGUCUGAAGGAUCAUGGAUACCCUACUGGAGACACCUGGACAGAGCUCGGCUAUCCUGAGUCCCCACCUCUGUCUCCCAGUGUCUUCCUUGCUAAGUGAGCCUGUCCCCUGACGGCAGUGACCCUGCAAUUGUGCAGUUCUGGACUUCCCUGGGGAAGGUGCUGUCACUGGUGUCUUUACAGCUGUCCUGACUUUUACUUAGUUGUUGUUGCCUUUUUUUGUUUGUUUUCUGGUUUCAGUGGUCUUUGCCCUGAGAUCAUCCACUUGGGUUCAGAUGGUAGGGGUCCCAAACCUUGUUUGAUUUUGAGCUGGGUUCUGACUUUGUAGCCCAGGUUGGCCUCCAAAUCUCCAUCCUGAGACUUCCUGAGUUCUGGGAUUACAAUGUGCACCACCAUACCAGGCCCCUCACAGGCUUAGGGUACAGCCCUCCUCAGCGCCCUGAGGUUAGGAUGUCUGGUUUAUAAUAAGACAGAUUCAUACCAUGAUGUGAUUCAAACAAUCACUUUAUUACUGCUUUCCUUGUGUGGCAUUUGCAUGGUGGCAGUCCCAGAGCCAUCUUUGCUUAGUUCUUUUCAAUCACCUAUAGGACACAGAAGGAGGUGAGGGUAGCCUUGGUUGAGCAUUGAGUUCAGUGACUCUCAGGGAAAAAGGGUGUGAUCAUGGCUUCCCCUCCCUCUAAAGAGGGGUCUUAACCUGUGGUCCUGCUGGGGCUGCAGAACAGGAGGCCUUGAAUCUCAAGUGAGCACAUGACAAAUGAGCCGAUGGUGUGACUUUGGGUGUAGUUUGAACUCAAAGCUGCCUGCGUCUGCUUCCAGAUUGCUGAGAUGAAAGGUCUGCACCACCACACUGGGCUAAUUAGUUUCUUCCAUUACUCUUUGAGGCACUAACUAGUGUAUGGGUUGAGAGGCUGUCACUUGUGUUCCAAGACCAAUCAGCAGGAUCAGAUACUUUUUUAGCUGUUGUUGGUGCUGGGAUGGAACUCAUACUGUGCACCUGCUCUAAUUUUUUUUUUGAGAUGAAGGUUUUUCACCUCAUAGCCCAGGAUGACCUGAAAGUUGCUGUGUAGUCAGGGAUGACCUUAGAUUCCUGACCCUCUCACCUCCACCUGUGCUGGGAUUCCCUGUACAUUCUAACAUAGGCUCCAUAACCCAGUAGAACAUCUGUCUGGUUUCUAUAGCACAGGCUCUCAGAGCAGAGUACAGGAUCCUUGUCCCAGAUUGCUUGCUGUAGCAGUGCAGGCAUUGAAAACUGAACACAGAUGAAACAUCCCUGGUGAUGCUUGUGUGUGGAUACCUCACAGCAGUUCAGAAUGUCAGGUGACAGCUGAGUGAGUGUACAAGUACAACGUGUUUGUGGCUUUGGUUAAAAGACAAUGUACACACUUAGCUAUGGGGUGUUAAUUUAUAAUCACCUCACCUCAGUCUGUUGUUGGGGGAGAGAGGUUGGUUUUUUUGGGGGGGGUGGUUGGUCUCUUUGGAAGGUUUCUUUAUGUAACAGCCCUGGUUGUCCUGGAACUUGCUUUAUAGACCAGGCUGGACUUGAACUUACAGAGAUCCUCCUCCUGCCUCUGCCUCUCAAGUGCUGGCAUUAAAGGCUUUUGCCACCAUUGCAGGCCAAGUGUUUUGAUUAUAGGUUGUGCAUGACCAUGCUUGACUACAUUAUGCUGGUUUUGUCUCAUAUAGCCCAGGCUAGCCAUAAAACAAUCCUCCUGCCUCUGCCUUCCAAGUACUGGGCAUCACAAACCUGCAUCACCAUGUCUGGCAAUACAGGUUUUCUUGCUUUGUUUUGUAUUUUUGUCUUGUAUGCACACAAAACCCAGAAGAGCACAUAGCAUGUAAAUCCCAGGGAUUCCCUCAGUAGAAUGGAAACAAAGGUUAAAUCAGGGGAUCAUCACCAAUUACCUAAUACACUCCUAUAUUCUUUUUAUAAACAGUAUUUUAAAUGAUGAGAUGCAUUCCCUUCUGAACAGGACAAUAAAGCUGUGAUUGCUGGCA